This is a messenger RNA of Gordionus sp. m RMFG-2023, 1073 nucleotides long. RefSeq names its product complex I intermediate-associated protein 30, mitochondrial-like. The record is from RefSeq and is a predicted model, not a curated record. Gene Ontology annotation, biological process: mitochondrial electron transport, NADH to ubiquinone; mitochondrial respiratory chain complex I assembly. Bases 19 to 867 code for a protein of 282 amino acids. The transcript is spliced from 3 exons. Gene Ontology annotation, cellular component: mitochondrion. Lineage: Eukaryota; Metazoa; Nematomorpha; Gordioida; Chordodea; Parachordodidae.
UAUAAUCUAUUUAUCCAUAUGUUAAAAAAUAGUGUGAAAAUAUUUUAUAACAAACGUUUACUUCAUAUAUCAUUACCUCAGUUGCAUAAAGAUGUGUAUAAUCCAUUUCCUGAAUAUAAAGAACCCUCUUUACUUCAAAAGAUCAAAGGCUUAAAACAAUUUCCAGAAGAAUUAAAAAAAUUGAAGGAGGAAACACAAAAUUUAUUUAGAAAUUGUAAUGACCAUUUUCAAGAUAGUCAUGGGAAAACAGAAGUUUUGUUUGAUUUUAAAGAUGAAGAUAGUUUAUCUAAAUGGAUCACUAAAUCUGAUAUAGAUUUUGAUCUUGGAAAUAGUAUGUGCAAUUUGAGCAUGACUAAAAAUAAAACUGGCCUGUUUACUGGGUAUAUUAAUUCAGCCUUACCCCAAGAUGGUCGAGUGAAAUACACUGGUUUUUGUUCAAUGAAAUCUAUGAGGCGUUUAAAAGCUUUUUAUAAAAAAGAUCCAUAUUAUAUUGGAGAAUCAACUCAUAUUGCUCUAAGAGUAAGGGGAGAUGGUAGAAAAUAUUCAUUUGUUGUAAAUACUCCAGGUAUAUUUGAUCUCACUUAUUACGAUCAAUAUAUUUAUCCAAUAUAUACAAGAGGAGGUCCAUAUUGGCAAACUGUUUUGAUCCCAUUUUCAAAAUUAGUCCUUUCAUCUAAGGGUAGGAUUCAAGAUCAACAAUCACGAAUAAAUGACUUUUAUGUUGAUUCCUUUGGAAUUAAUAUAUAUGAUGGAAAUGAUGGACCUUUUAGCCUAGAAAUUGAUUAUUUAGCUUUCUUUAAUGAUGCAUAUCAUAGGGAACAUUUUGCCUAUGAAUUAUACAGAGUGCCUACUGGAGUUAAGAGUUAAAACAAUCAUAGCAUAAUUUUUUUUAAACUUAUUAUUUAAGAAGCUGCUAGUUAUUAUGAUUUUGUAAAUUAAUAGCAUUUAUACUAUCAUUAUUAUUUGUAUUUAUAAAAUAAAAGAAUUUUUGAUCGAACAUUGUAUUGUAAUAUGCUUGUCAUUAUAUAUUUUUCAUUCAAAAGCAUGAUUUUUUCUUGAAGAAAAAUUACCAC